UGGGCUGCAAUUGCUUACAAAGGGUUCCGAAAUGGAAAUUGAGAAUUUUCGAGUAUAAAUUGCGCGGAAUUCGACGGCAGUGUCAUCAGUUGCACUAGAACAACUUGAAGUAGUUAAUUCUUAACACAGACAACAAACAAAAAUAUCACAAUGUUCAAAUUCUUCGCCCUCUGCCUGUUCGCCGUGAUCGCUUGUGUUGCCGCCAAACCGCAAGUGAUUGCUGCUCCAGUGGCCUAUACAGCCGCUUAUUCGGCUCCAGUAGUGGCAGCCUCCCCCUACACCGCUGCUUACACGGCCGCUUACACGUCGCCCUACGCCGCCGCCUACUCCUAUCCAUAUGCUGCAUACAGUUAUCCUUAUGCCACCGCUUUCCUGCGUUAAAUCACUUCGCGUGAGGGACAAUAUUUGGCGAACGCUCUGGAUAAACGAUUAUGGAUUUUAAUGUUGUUUCCUGACUUAUUUGUUAACAUGCAUAAGUAUAUACACGCAUACACAUAUGAAAUGUUAUUUUGUUGAAUUUUAAAUUAUUACUCUAUUUUACCUUUCCAAUUUUACACUGUAUAGAAAGGUUAUCAGCUUUUAUCUUAUCUUUGUUUACUUCCCCCUUUUUUUUCUUUUAUGUUAAUAAAAUAAUAUGCAGAAAAAAACUAAAAAAAACGUAUAAAAUAAAUAAACCGUCACAAUUUAUAA
Zeugodacus cucurbitae (melon fly) is the source of this 690-nucleotide messenger RNA. RefSeq lists its product as uncharacterized. The transcript is spliced from 2 exons. The coding region runs from base 151 to 381 and encodes 76 amino acids. The record is from RefSeq and is a predicted model, not a curated record. Lineage: Eukaryota; Metazoa; Arthropoda; Insecta; Diptera; Tephritidae.